AUGAUGAGAUCAUCGACAGCACGAAGCGGGUCCCAGUCGACGGAUGACCGCCGAUCGGUGGUCUCCGGAAACUCGAGCACGGCUUCCACUCUGAUCGCCGACAGUCUCGCCUCGGGAAAGACUGCCACGUCGCAACUCAGAAAGUAUACUUUUAUACUGAAUUUAAAACGAGUCAAUAGUGAAAAUCGUCAACUUCAGAUUCACAGCAGGCGUCGGAAGGCCCGGUUUGGCACGGGAAGCCCGCGACGCGGUCAGGGCAGCACUUGUCGCUCAGAAUCCAUUGGUUCGCCCGAUUCCAUAACAAAAAACGGAAAAUGUAAAUUUUCAGAGAAAAGCACCAAUCAGCGAGCCUGUGGACUAUGAAAAAUUUAUAAAUGAGCGAAGUAUUCAGCUGGAAAACGAUGCGCAACGCGAAAUCGUCCUAUUUCCCAGAGAUGACAUCGAAGUGAGCAUUUUCGCGGAAAAAUGCAGUGAUUCUACGAUCGAAAUAUUCGACAAUCUAUGCGAAAACGAGACUCUCUUUCUGGAAAUGCAGAAAACCAAAAUUUUUGAACGAAUUCCAAGCCAAAAAGCAUUAAGAUCUAUUUAAAUUUUAGCCAGAACUGUAAAAUAUAGCAGAAUCGAUGAAGAAUUACUGAAAAAUCCGCAAAAGCCGCCUAAUUUCAAAUUUACAGGAAUCAUCGAUGCAACAAGAAUCGGAAACGUCCGUUCCAAUGGUAAAACCGACGGAUAUCAAGCAGGCGAAGUGGCUGCUCACCCGCGAAGCCCUCCGAUUCUACACCUCGCCGCACAGAUCCAUCAUCUUCAACUACUCCAAAUUCUCCGGCGACUAUUCGGCGAACAACACCUCGUCAGCCAUCGAAAACGAGACGCUCUCCUCGUUGGUUUUCGAGAGUGACAUGGCUCUGGAAGACGAGCGGGCGGCGUUCGGAAUGGUUCUCGGAACAGUCGGAAUCGUAAAAGAAGGCCAUUUGAACGUGAUCAAAUCCGAUCCGACGCUCUUCGACAACCUCAAAUCGUCGUCGAAAAAGCGAUUCUGUGUGCUGCGUCGGCUGGAGGGCGGCGAGUGCACUUUCGAGAUCCGCAAGACGGCCGGAGAGGCGCCGAAGCAGGCGCCGUUGAAAGUGGGCGGUGCGCAGAUAAAAUCGACGAAAAAAGGCAAAACUGUUCUGGAAAUCGAGGCGAGAGGCACCGAGGAGAAGUCGAUUCUGUUGGAGUGCGAGGACACGUCGCAACUGGAGGAGUGGCUCGUCGCACUGCAAACCGCCAUCGCUUUUGCCAACAAAGGCACGGUUUUUUAAAGGGUUUUCUGGCUAAAAUCUACAAAAUUUGGGGAAAUUCAUUCAAAUUUGUGCUCGAAAACAGUAGUUGUGGGCCACUCGAACGGCUUCACCAGCUUCCAAUACAUUUUUGAUGAAAAUCUGAAAAUCAAUCAUUUCGCAAUUUUCCAGAAGACGCUCUUUCGAUCUGCUCGGACCUUGACAAAGCGUCCAAGUCGUCAGAAGCCGUAACUUCCACGUCAACGACCAGAGCAACAGCUCCGGACACGGAAAGCAUUGGCUCGGAGGACAGCUCCAAUUGUAUGUCUUUACACAUUCACAAUUUCUGGAAUUCCUUCAAUUUUCAGCGCGAACGAGUGAAAUGCAGCCGUGGAGAGGCCGCAACUCGGCCGCCCGUGCCCUUCAGCCUCCGAUAGUCGAGCGUCGCAACAUGUUCUCGCUCUACUAUCGGCUUCAACCACUUCCACACGCCAACUACGACACCUCGACCAUUCUUCCGUCGUCUUCGGGCCGCAAAAGUGGCUCCAGAAGUCCGCCCGAUACAAUUACCCCCGCGAAAAUGCGGAAAACGUCGUCUCUCAAGCGCUCGGGACCUUCUGUCAGCAUCCAAUUGCCGCCCGGACUGCCCUCCUCCAGUCCCUUACUCAUUUCCAUCGACUUUCACGCACUCACUCUCCGCCUGCCGACACCUUCCGGAAUUCUCCAGCAAAUCGAGCCGUUCUACGUUCGACUUUUUGUGUUCGACGCGAUGGAGGCGCGAAGAGUGUGCGAAGAGUUUCAGAUUUUGGUAAACGGAGAGGAAUUGCACGUCUCCGAGCCGGUUUUCGACGCUUCGAUCAAAGUGAACGGCAUCCGGAGAAGUCUGCUCGUCGAUCGAUCCGCAGCGAAAGCGCUCGUGCAAUUGCCGGUCGCUCACAGGGACUUGUGGCUCGUUUGCCGUGUGGAUCGGGUUCUUUCGGCGGACACAUCUGCCGAUUUGUACAUGAAGUACGGUUUUACUGAAUAGAAGAUUUUUGUGAAAACUUAGACACACACUCUAGACAUACUUUAAGCUCUAUCAAGUUCCAGAUCGGCAAAUGACCCGAAAGCAGUGACAAAACUGCAGAAGACGAUUGCAAUGUCGAUGACACGACUCGCGGGACACCGCCAACGAUUCGCGUGGACCGCCAAACCGAUCUUUCCGGAGCUGCGGAACGAGGGCGGCUCCUCCGCGAGCAGCACACUCACCAACUCCACGUCCACGUCGUCCGCGGCCUCCGGAGCCUGGUCCCGAUCGGGCGCCGACGCUCUUCAGCUGUUUAGAUGCGAACCCAAUCGAUUCGGCGACACUGAUUUGCAAAAGUGUUUGCUGGAGUUUAAUAAGAUUGAGAAACACAGCAAGAUGUGCGUGCCGAACGGAUCGGUCAGUGUUUCGGUGAACACACGCGCAACUGUCAUUGAUUAUUUGAGUUAGUUUUGCGGAUUUCCAUAACUUUUUUCCCCAAUUUGUCCAUCUUUAGGUCGUGUAAACCCGUCGCUCUACCCGCUGAACCCCUGGAAGCCGGAAGAAGCCAAGACUCCACCCACUUUCCAACUUCAAACAUUCGGAGACCAACCCAGCCAGCCACACACUUCUCUCACGAAUCUAUUGUACAUUUACCCGCUGGGACUGAAGUAACUCCCCGAUAUUUCUGUUCGAGACCCCAAUUUUUUCCCUUUAGAUAUGAUUCGCAAAAGGCGUUCUCGAAAGCCCGUAACAUUUCCUGUACCGUGCGUUUCGUGCGCGGCGAAGAGGCGAUACCGGAGAAGGCGAUGGUGGAUCGGAUGUCGGCGGCCGGACCGUACACGAUCUCGGCCACGUGCGCCGUCCAACAUCAUCAGCAGAAUCCGGUGUUUGGCGACGAGAUGAAAGCGCAAUUGCCGCUGAAUUUGACGACCUCCGAUCACCUCCUCUUCUCGUUUUCGCACAUUUCGGUGGCCGGAAACACGAGCGUCAAAACGCCCGAAUCGACAGAAACGCCCAUCGGGUACGCGUGGCUUCCGCUCGUCUGGAAGAAGGAUCGACUCGUGCUGGAGAGCGACGAGCAGGAAUUCGCACUUCCAGUCGCCAUCGAUCUGCCCACGCAUUAUUAUCGCUCGAAACCAACGAUCAUGGGCAAAGGGGUAUGCUGAAUUUGAGAGAAAAAUAGGGGGAAAAAAGUGAUUACAGGAAGAAUCCUCGUCAGAAGUGCGAUGGGUCGACCAAAAGCCGCUGUUCCGAGUGCGUCUCCGCCUCGUCUCGUCGGUUUUCACGACGGACGCCAAGCUUCAGACGUUCUUCCAGGCGUGCGAUCGUCUCUCCGCUAAAGGAAUCAUGGGCGACGCGGCCGAUAGUCUCAAGGUAAUCGGACACACCUUUUGUUACUUUUCUAACAUUAAAUGUCGACUGUUUCUCUUUCUCCGCCCCUCUUCUCGGUUUCAUCUCACUUAACCGCAGAGAAUGGUCAAGUCGAAAUCGUCGUCGCCGCCCGAAAAUGAGCCCUUGAUGAGUGGACAUCCUCGCUCGUGCUCGCCGAUCGCCGACUCGAUGCAUCGAUCGAUGUCGUUGGACGAGGAUCCCCACAUGAAACACCUCCUUCAGAGCAUUCGUGUACGUCCUGCCUAUCCCUGUUUCUCGUCUAACUGACAUCCUAACAUUUUUGAACCCAACUAAACCGACAAAGCUGCUAAACUCGCCUUUUUUUGGUAAAGUCGGAAAUGUCCAGAAGCUGUCUCCAGAUUGCUGCCCCCUUAAGGACAUUCCAGCAAUCUGAACAUUUCCGAAUCCCACUUCUCCUUCAACUUUCUCCACAAACGCCACCGAUUCCAGUUGCUGUCGGACGUGCCGUUCGAUCGUCUGCUCGUCUACCUUCCGAUUGUGCUCGGUCGCCUGUUCGCCAUCCUCCCCCAAGCACCCACCGAUCAGCUAGCGAUGGCCACCAUCAGGUGCAUCUCCUUCCCGUUUCUUCUGCUGACGAUUACUGUAUCUUCUUUCAGAUCGAUAAUCUCGAUUUGCGACAUGUGCUGUCAGAACGGGAAGCCGCAAGUGGUUCGCCGCUUUGUCAAGUAUCACUUUUCCGAUGCGUCCCGCGAACAAUUCGUCUCGCACGACGCCACAAUCUACUCGGUCAUCUGUCGACAUUUGCCGAAUUUGAUGCGUGAAAUGCACAACGAGCCGGACGAGCUCGCGAUGCUCUACCGUCAGCUUUGGGUGCUCACGGACGCCGUCGUCAAAAGUAUGGCGCAGACGAUGUGCGCCGAAAAGUUGAGCAUGAUCUCGCAACGCGAUCGGUUUCCCGGCGAGCUUUUGGAGCAAAUGGGACAGGUUUUGGAGGUCGGAGUGCCGCAGAUUGUCGGAAAACACAAGGAGAUGAAGGAGGAGAGCCGGUGUGCGAAUCUCGCGUUGGCCUAUUUCACCAGGGUGCGUUGGGGAGGAGCGAGUAUUUACUUGAGCGUUGAAAAACCUUGCGUUUUCUUUUUCCAGUUUGCAAUGAGCUUCGUGGACCGUGGCGUCGUCUUCCGAUGGAUUCAUUUCUACGUCUCCCGACUCGACGACACCGACAACCGAGCCCUGCGCGACUACAAAACGGAUCUGCUGGAAGUGUUGUGUCUGCACGAACAUCACGUUCCGCUCAAUCUUCCGGUGCUCAUCAACGCGGGCAGCCAAAUUCAACGCCUCAAUUACUCGGGCGGAGUGAUAGACACACAGAUGCAGACGACGAAUUGUAAGAGUUCUAGAACAUGCUGAAGAUUCUAUUUUUUUUUCAUUUCAGCCAGUGGUUCCGGAUUCCUUUCGCGAUUCUUCAAUCAAAUAUUCAAUACGCCAACGCUCGAAACCAACGAAACUGAUCGAUGUUCGUACUUAUUUAAAUUUGUUUUUCAAACCUUUUUUUUUAAAUAUAAUUUUAGACGCUUCGUGCGCUGGAGAAUGGCACUUGAGCGCCUCCUUCGCUCAAAAUCACUUCAUCGUCGGCCUUCUCAUGCAAGAAUUGGUGGCGUGCAUACGAGAGACGAAGGACUACCGAAAGAGACCGAUUUCGCUGUUGAGAAAUUUGUUGGCGAAACAUUCGUUUGACAAACGAUAUACGGAUAUGGUAGGCUUACUCUGAAGGCCACUUUUCAACCUCCCUUUCCAGACGACCCAACGCCGAAUCGCAAUGCUCUACGCGCCAGUGCUCACGUUCGCGCUCGACCACCUGCACGAGUUUGAAUCGGAAGAGUAUGAAGACGUGGACGCCACACCUACCGGCUUCCGAUCCUUCACCACCGCCGCGAUCCCGUCGAAAUCGAAGUGGAGAGCCGUGAAUCGCUACGCGGACAACGUCAUCGUGCCCGCCGCGCAAUUCGCCCGCGGCAGUCCCGUCCGUAACUCGAGCCCCGUCCCGUCGGCCACCUCGACCACCUCCCGACCGCCGCAGAUGCCUCCGCCACCUCCGAAAACGGCCACUGCGACGAUGACGAUGACGACGACGGCGACUCCUCUCGUGGAGAAGCUGACUGAGGACGAGAUACAGGAUCUGCUCAUCUGCUGUGUGUUCAUCCUGCAACGAAUGCCCAAAAGAAUUUUGGCGGCGAUUUGGACGGAGAACGAGGGCGCGAACGCGGAGAAGAUGCUGCAACUCUUGGAGCUCAUCGUUGACAUCUUCAGAUAUCGCGGGAAGGAACAGGCGCUGAAGCGGACGGCGGCCAACUCGAAGACCCGCUCGCUGUUCACUCUAAACCUGCCCGCCCGUCUCGCCGCCACCCCGAAUCGAAUGUCGGCCGAAGUGACUCCGGACGAGGACUCGGCCAAUGCAUCAGCCACCAACUCGGUGCCGUUCCGAGUGCUCCAACUCGUGAAUCUAUCACAAGAAGUCGCGUUGAUCGUCUUGGACGUCGCGCAGACGUUCGCCCAUCAGCUGGCCUCCUCGCAACGUCAUCGCUGCUGGCCGCAUUCGGAGAAUCUGUUCGUCGGACUGCUCACGCUCCACCUGCGACUCGCCGACGAACACUGGAGCGAAUCCGUCCGACUGCACGUCAUCGCCGGCCUCGCGCUCUUCGUCAAUCUGUUCCGGGUCCGGCUGUUCGAAGGCGGACCGCUGGAGCCGUUGUACAUGCUCAUCGAGAAGGUGCUCAUUCAGAUGGCCAGCCGAUUGCCGGCUGUGCAGGCCGCCGCCGCCGCGCUCCUUCAGUUGAUACUACGGAAUGGAUACGAGGUGGCUCAGGGCUACUACGCGAGUCAGGCUCUCGCUCACAGCGUCUCCCCGUCUACAUCCAAAACAGCAGCGCCGAGAAAAGGAGUUUCGAGUGAACGGCUCGGCCGCCCGGGCAGCCAGACUGGCGUCGCUCUCGCCCGUCUCCUCGGCUUCCAGUCGGUGCUCUCCAAUUCGGCCGCCUUUGAGCGGGGGCUCGCAGCCGUGGAAGCGCUCGUCGACAACCGAAAGGCAACGUCAUUCGACCUGGCAGUCCUCGAUCUGCUACGUCAGCUGCGCGGAGUGAUGUCGGCAACUGUGGCGCUUAAGGACGCGGCAAACGAUCCGAUCCGACUCGCGGACCUGCAUCUUCAACUCGCCGACAGCUACAGAGGAUCGGCGGCGCUGCGAAGUGCCUGGUUCGACACGUUGGCAGAGCUCUACGAGCAGGAUCGCUGGUUUGCCGAGGCGUCCGUUUGCCACGCCCACUCGGUCGCCAUCAUCGCAAAGGAGUUGGAGGAGAGAAGUGAGCGUUGGAGGGGAUUGCUGAAAGUUCCACAAAAAAAAAUUGAUAAUUCUUUAAAAAUGUUGAAAUCUUCCCGUUUUCAGAAGAAAUCGAGGUAGACUGGCGUGUGUUCGACUGGAUAAACGCGCAAAUCGCUGAGACGGAACAGGCGCGUGGCGACGCCGGAAACGUGCAGCCCGCUGGCUUUACCACCGAAAAUUUGGGCACAAAAAUCGACAAAACCGCCGCGGCGCUGAUGCUCGCCGAACGAUUCGAAGCCGUCGGACCGCUGUACAGACUCAUUGUGCCGGUGCUUGAGAAGAAUAUGAAUUUUACGGUAAAAAUUGGUGGAAUUUCGUAAAGUUCUUAAGAAUUCCCCCCGUUUGCAGUCACUGGUCAGUGUGUACGCGGAACUUCAGCAGACGUACAGUCGAGCCGCCGAAGUGCGGAGCAGCGGAAAACGACAUCUGGGCACGUAUUUCCGAGUUCGAUUCUAUGGAGCAACGCAUUUCAAGUACAGUUUUUUGGCGAUAUUAAAUACAGCCGAAUUCGUGCCUUUUUGCAGACAAGAACACAAUACGGAUUGGAUUUACCGUGAACUGGGACUCACUUCGCUCGCCGCGUUCGCCCUCGACAUCAAGGAGAAAUGUCAGCGGGCAGUUGGCCACGAGCGGGUGCAAAUCGAGGCGAACGAGCACAUGGACCUCACGCGAAUCGACCCCACAGUCGCCUACGUUCAAGUGACCCACGUGGAACCGGUCGAAGCACCCAAGGAGCCGGGACCAGCCGCGCCAGUCAGCGACUUUACGAUCCACACGAACCUCGACGAGUUCUCCUACGAAUGCGCGUCUGUGGAGAACGAGCGGAAAGUGUCGAGGGAGCCGGCGAUCCAUGAGCAAGUGCUCAAGCGAACGGUCCUUCGAGUGGCGGCCGGAGGAUUUCCGGCCACGAGAAGACGUCUGCCGGUCGUCCACGUCGCCCACGAGCAGUUUUCGCCGCUCGAGUUUGCGUGUCAGAAGCUGUCGACGAAAGCGGAGCAGAUUCGGAAGACGCUCGCCGCGGCGGCAAACGGAAGGCGUCUCGACGUGAAAGGACUGCAACUACUGCUCCAGGGCGCCGUGCUGCCCACUGUCAACGCGGGACCACUUGCCUAUGCGGAAGCGUUCACGAAGGACGAGCAGAGGGAAAAGUAUGGGGAGGAGGCGAUUGCGAAGCUGAGGGAGGCGUUCCGAAAUCUGAUGAACGCGUGCCAACUGGCGAUCGAGGCGAACGCCGCCGCGAUCGGAGCCGAUCAGCAGACGUACCACGAAGUACUCGUCUCCUCGUUCGACGCGAUGCACGAGCGACUUCAGACCUUCUUCGGAGCAUCUGUACGCCCAACGUCUUUUUUAGAAUGUUAAUCAUAACUUUUACAGCUGCGCGGAAGUGUCGAACCAGACGGACCGCAAGUGCCUCGCUCGGCAAUGCAUAUUCUCGAUAUGAUGGGAGGAGUCAGAUCAUAA
This is a messenger RNA of Caenorhabditis sp. 36 PRJEB53466, 8455 nucleotides long. The record is from the annotation of a GenBank genome assembly. NCBI's taxonomy places the organism in Eukaryota, Metazoa, Nematoda, Chromadorea, Rhabditida, Rhabditidae.